GGUAGAUUAUAUUAUAUUAUAUGUUAAUUUUUAAGAAAUAUUGAGUCUAUUGUCUAGUUUUUUUUAGUUAUAUAUGCUUAAACCUCUGAUGGGAAACUAAUUUUUUUACUAUAUUUCCAAGUGUAAUGUUAUUUAUUAUGGUAUAUGAAUUAAAAUUGUGUUGUUUUUUUUUUUUUUUUGUUACAACAUGUAAUAUAAUAUAAUAUAAUAUGUUAUUUAAUAAACCUAACUCUAAAAGUUCAAAAUAAAUGUUUAGGUUGUUAAAAUAAAUAUUAUUUUAUGCCUUUAUGGUUUAAUUAUUACAGUUUAUAUAAAAAAUAACAUUUUUUAAAUAAAAUAUUAAGUAAUAUUAUUUUUACAAUUUUUAUGUUUUUAUUUUUUUGAAUAACAAUAUAUAUUUUAACUAUAACUAUUUGUUAAAACUAUUGAAUAAUAAUUAAAAGCUAAAAUUACUUUAAUAAUGAUCUCAGUUAACUGAAAAUGAUAAAAAUAAUUUUUAUUCAAGAUAAAAUUGAGUAGGUAUUUUUUAUUUUUUAAAUUUAAAUUAUUCAGCAAUGAUCAACUAAUUUAUUUAAGAUUAAUAGAAUAAUAUUAUUUUAUUGGCAUGUAUUGAAUGUAUAAUAUAUUCCGCCGUGGAAGUAAUGCGCAAGCGAUCCCCACGGCGUCGUCGAUUCCAACCAGGAAAAAAAAGUAUAUUAUGUAUAUACCUACAUCGUGACAUACAGUCACAGUAUAUCCAUUUACUAAUGUAAAAAGCCAUAAUUAAUUUUAACUCAAUGUCUUGCAGGUAUGUUAUUAUCCAAACUAUAAAUGAUUGUUGCUGAUGAUCGUGGUUUAUGUCCGAACAAGUGUGGUCAUAAAUAUAAAGGAAAUGAAAAAUGGCCUAAAUAUAAUCUGAAGAAUCAUCUGAUGUACCUAUGGAUGCAAAAUAAUGGACCAUACUUCUUGAAUAGUUCAAAUAGUUGGUAUAAUGAUUUACAAUGCAAUAACAGUAAUAAAUGGUUAAAUGUUAACACUGAUCAUUCAAAUUUGAAGGUGAAAUCAUUGUAUGAACUUCGAAUGAAAGUAUUAAAUAAACGGCUUGAACAGCUUAUGUUUAAUAGCCGGUACCCUGGAAAAUAAAUUUGAUCUUAGCAAACUGAUUAAACAAGUUUCUUACUCGGAAAAUCGGAUUUCUUCAAUUAAAUAUUUUAAACUUAACGUAUAACAAAUGUUGUUAAAUUUUAAUAAAUUAUUAUAUUUCAUUAAUGUUAA
Aphis gossypii (cotton aphid) is the source of this 1254-nucleotide messenger RNA. RefSeq lists its product as uncharacterized. Lineage: Eukaryota; Metazoa; Arthropoda; Insecta; Hemiptera; Aphididae. Bases 811 to 1122 code for a protein of 103 amino acids. The record is from RefSeq and is a predicted model, not a curated record. The transcript is spliced from 2 exons.